GGAACGUUUGUGCCCAUAGUUACCAACCCUUUAGCAGAGAAAAACAGUAGAAAACUAUUGACAAGCGUAUUUUUAUGGCAACGGGUAUUAAAUACUUGCAACCACUUUCUUGUUGUUCGUCUUGAAAUACAGCUGAACAAAUUCACAGUAUGGAAAUUAUCAGAGGUAGUUUAGAAAGUAUUUCCCGACCUGCAUCGAGUGAGCAAACGGGUAAUCGUGUGUCUAGGGCAUCAUUGCCUCAUUGUGACAGAAAUUGUCCUACAGCUCCGUUUACCCUCGUUGUCUUGACCGACGAUGCUGCUGAUAUUCAGAUCCAGACCACCUCUGAAGAAGCUACAGUCAAUUCCUCACCCGAAGGUCCUGACAGAGAUCACUGUCACGUUGAUGUUACUGAUGAAGACAAGAAGGAUUCAAAACUGAAUAGAGCUAUUAAGGAAAUGAAACGACUGGAUGACAUAUUGAAUGCAAAGAUCUGCAGAGAAAAAGAAGUAAAACGUCAAAGGAAAGAACUUCAAGCAAAACUUUGGCAAGAGUUCCUGCAAAAUAAACCGAAAGGUCAUUCUGAAAGUGCUCAUGAAGCUAUGAACACAAGAUUGUUUUUAGCUCUGGAAGCACCCACUGGGGCUGAAGAGGAGGCCGACUUUGUGCCUUUGUUUGAAACUGAGGUUCCUGACUGUGAGCAUGACAAAGACAGUCAACACCAGCAAAGUGAAAAAAGGACAGAGUGUUCAUUUGAAGCAGGCUAUGGAGAGACUCGGGAAGAGAAAUUUGAAAGCAGUCAGUGUGGCCUUUCCAAAGGCAAGAAAAAACAAGACUUUGUCAAGAGAAAUAUUGAGUUAGUAAGUGGCGAGGAGGGCCAAGUGCUUUUGACCCAGGCAGAGAAAGAGCAUCUUGCCGAGCUUCUUCAAGAAACAGAUGAAGAGGAAGAGGACAGUGCCAGAGGCGCAGACAGCGAGGAGGACAUGUGGGCUUUGUCAAGCGUGAUAGCCCAGGGUUACACCCCAGACCCCUCUGACCUGGAGCAGCUGAUUGACAUUGACUCCAAAAUGCACCUUCUUCUGCCUCUUGAGGAAUUUCUCUCGGUGCGAAGCCCCAGGACAAACUUUAGCAUGUCCCAGGGCUAUGGCUCAGACGUUGCCUGGAAGUGCUAUGGAGAUCCGCAGCCAGGAGAGAAGGUCCUGCAAGAUAUAAAAGAGAGGAGAGAGCAGGAGAGGCGACUUCAAGAGAUCCAACAGCAGCUGGAGAUCCUGAGCCAGGGCCAGGAAAUGACUCGUUUCCUGGAAACCACUGAACUCUGUCUGGUGCCUCUGCUGAGUUACAACCACAGAACUGUCACUCCUUCCCAAAACCUUGUAGCUAAAGGCACAACACAAGAAUGUUCCAAGAACAAAGGUGGAUAGGAAUGAUUUCUGCUCUCUGACAUUUAUGACUUUAGGUUUUAUGUGCAAGGAAAGGAAAACAUUAGAGAUAAAUUUAGUGGUUUGACUUUGUCAUUGUUCAAAUGGGUAGUUUCUCUUGGUCUGGCAUAACAAAGUACCUGUUUGUAUUAUCACAGUGCUGCUGUCAAUGAAAUACAAAUUCAAACGUGUUAUCCAGUGCAUCAGUUCUCACAGUGAGGAAAAUAAUGUAUGUAUAUAUCAUAAAAACACUAAGUGGCAGCCACACCCUUACAUCAAACAGGACAUCAUACCAUACAACCCCAACCUAUUCCUGGCCUAAAUAAGGAGAGACACAUGGGAUUUUUUUGCUAAUGAAGCCAGGUUUUUUUUUUUUUUUGAGGAAACUUCUCUUAUUAUAAUUACAAAGCAUCACAGCCACCAGUUUCUUAACUGCUGGUGUUGCCAGACCCUCUUUGCAUUUACAGUAGCUGUGAGUCACUGCAUUUUAAAUACUGUCAAUAAAUGACU
Messenger RNA from Monopterus albus (swamp eel), 1907 nucleotides. RefSeq names its product fibrous sheath interacting protein 1 (gene fsip1). The record is from RefSeq and is a predicted model, not a curated record. The transcript is spliced from 10 exons. The coding region runs from base 150 to 1400 and encodes 416 amino acids. Lineage: Eukaryota; Metazoa; Chordata; Actinopteri; Synbranchiformes; Synbranchidae.